Sesamum indicum (sesame) is the source of this 801-nucleotide messenger RNA. Its product is annotated as signal recognition particle 9 kDa protein. Gene Ontology annotation, cellular component: signal recognition particle, endoplasmic reticulum targeting. Gene Ontology annotation, molecular function: 7S RNA binding. Lineage: Eukaryota; Viridiplantae; Streptophyta; Magnoliopsida; Lamiales; Pedaliaceae. Gene Ontology annotation, biological process: SRP-dependent cotranslational protein targeting to membrane; negative regulation of translational elongation. The record is from RefSeq and is a predicted model, not a curated record.
ACUUCUUCGUUUCUUCAAACAGAAUCAAAGGACCAUGGGACGACGCCGUUAAACCAAAACCCUCCGGGAGAACAUCGCGACAAAGUCAAAAACCUCACAGACGUUUCCCAUUUUCCAGAGAUCGAAUUGAUGGCGUCUGGGUUUUCCCGAAAGUCUGCUCUUAUAUUACAGUUAUGAUUACAAUAUAAAAAACAAAUUCAAAAUACAAAUAGACGAAAGGCUCCCUUCGUAUCGAUUUUAGCAUCAUGGUUUACAUUGCAUCAUGGGACGAUUUUGUGGAAAAAUCCGUCCAAUUAUUUUCCUCCGAUCCCGAGAAAACUCGUUAUUCUAUGAAAUACAGGCAUUGCGACGGUAAAUUGGUUCUGAAGGUCACCGAUGAUAAAGAGUGUAUCAAAUUUAAGACGGACCAAGCACAGGAUGCAAAGAAAAUGGAGAAGUUCAACAAUAUCUUCUUUACUCUGAUGGCUCGUGGACCUGACGCUGAUAUAUCUGAAGUUGGUGGAAAAGAACAAACAGAGGCACACCCAGCCAAGAAAGGAAGGGGAAGGAAACAAUAGUAUUUCGUCACACCUGGAUAAGUUUCGGGCACCAUCAAAAUAGUCAAGACAAGAAUUCAAUGGAACAUCGGUCUUAAAUCAGUUCAUUCUGGUUGCAAAUGAAUUUUGACUGAUCCCAAUCAUGUUCUCUAGUAAAUCAUAUGUAAACUCAUUGACGCCGACUUCACCUGCUGGGAGGUAAAACUCUCCCCCUCAAUUUACUGUUUAUUUUUCUCACCAAAAACCAUAGGGGUUAACUCCUUAA